Molecule: messenger RNA, 4083 nt
Organism: Rhagoletis zephyria (snowberry fruit fly)
Lineage: Eukaryota; Metazoa; Arthropoda; Insecta; Diptera; Tephritidae
Product: defective proboscis extension response 1
Biological process (GO): synapse organization
Cellular component (GO): neuron projection membrane
Source: RefSeq, a predicted model, not a curated record
UGUUGCACGUAGCCGCGCGCGUUCGCGUAAAAAUUAAUUGCAAGCGAAAUCAAUUUGUAAUUUUGUGAGAGGAAACAAAAAACAAAAAAAAAAAAACACAGCAAGCAAAUAAGUGUUGAAAGUGAAGUUCAAACGGUACGAAAGAAAAUUAAAUAAAUCAAUUAAAUAUCGCACUUUAAUAGCCUAAAAGUAGGCAACAGCUAAACUUUAUACACAUACAUUCGUACAUAUGCACGUGUGGACUUCCAUCAGGUGAAGCCUCUUUGUGUUGACACUGAUGAGGGUUAAGUAUUUUAAUAGAGCUAAAAUAGAGCCUUGCUUGCUACAAAGUCAGGCAAGCUAGGCAGCUAGUUGUGGUAGCCGUUGCCUACAUUGCGGAGUUGAGCGCUAUCAUACAUACAUACAUACAUACCUACUAGGCGUUAAAAGAUAAAUGACAUCCAGGCAUGAGUGCAGCGCACAGCAUGCCUGCUCAGCAGAAAUAAGUAAAUGAGAUUUACACCAAACAGCAGCAGCGUCUGCAGUUGAAAUAAGAAGAGAGGUUGAACAAAAAAAAAAAAUAAAACCAAAGCAAAAACAAGUGUGCUUGUGAAGCAGGUGAAAAAAGAAGAAAAUAGAAGUGGAAGUUGGCUGCGACAUUGAUAUAAAUUGAAAGCCAUUUAUGCUUGAAGUGAAAUAUUGUUGAAAUAAGCAUGUUUUAUAAAUGGUGGCAUACUUUUGGGCGCGCACCAAAUGAAGUAAGCGGAGAGUCAUGUGACAACAGUUAAGGGGUGUGAGACGCAUAAGAUGACAUGAAAAAUGCGAAAUCGUGCGGGUUUGACAAAUUAAAAAUUUAAAGUGUGUUGAGUUUGAUAAAAGUUAUUGAGGUUUGUGGUUUGAAUGUCUAGAUGUAGGCAAUAAUAUGACAUAUGAAAAUAUAUUCUAAAGAUUUGUGAUGCUGUAAGUGCAUGUGUACCAUGAAUUUUGAUGUAGUAAAAUGUGACAGAGGAAGGUUUUGCGAAUGAAAUACAUUAAAUGCCUAAUAGGAUACACCAAAAAAAUUCCAACACAUAUUAAACGCCACAAAGUAUGUGAAAGCGACACAUCAAUGUCGGUAUGAAAGGCGCUGAAGUUAUCAAUAACUAUGAUUAAUAUUUGCAUAAUUUCGUUGCAUACCUAAGGGCGCUGUGGCGUGGGCAAAAGCAGAGCGAAUAGUUUGUAGAAGAUACAAUGAAGCACAGUUAGCUGAGAGGUUCGAAAACUAGCCUUACAAAACAAAAUUUUUACAAAAUCUUUUACUAAGUGCGGGUUCAAUGAAGUUUUUAUAGCAAAAGUACCCAGCUGCGAGCUACCCAAAUAACUAUGAACUGCGAACUAAGUUUAGAUCACAUAAGUCAUAAAAUCAAUGCAGUACUUUUUUUUUGAUGUAACGCAAACCAAACUUGCCCAAAAAACGAAUAAUAGAAUGAAACCAAACAAUACCAAAAAGAAAUUCACUUUGACCCAUUUGAACGCAUUCGCCUAAAUUGAAACUCGGUUUACCUUUCAAUAAAAAAAGGAAAACAGCGCAAUUGUGUGCUCAAAACGGCGGCAGAGCAGAAGCAACGGUGUUGUACGACUAAACAAAAGUGCAAAAGUUAGCAAAAAAUCACAUCACAAACAGCCAAAGCAACAGAGUGACAACAAAAAAAAAGGCAAAAAAAAAAAAUUAAAACAAAAAUCACACCUACGCCAGCCACUCAACGGCAGCAACAAAAGCAACGACGGUGGCGACGACGACGACGACGACCACUUGAUGUUGAGUUAAGCGGUUACGGCGCCCAGAAGUAGGCAACGAGCUGCGAGGUGCACACCAAACAAAAUGUGGCGCGCGAGCACGAACGGUGAAUGACUUGGUUGGCGUGUGCUUCAAACGGCCAGCCAACUAACUGAUCUACUUACCCAACGCUCAACAGCUUCGCAUACACCAACACACGCCACCCCGCCAGCAGCCAGCAACCAGCACAUUCUGCUGCCAACAGCAAUUCACAGCAAACUAAGCGAACAAAACGCAGCAGAGAAGCGAAAGUAUUUAGAGACAGCGCAAAAAGAAAAGCAUUUUGCGUUAUUAGUCCCGUGAGUGUUUUUUAAACUGAACAUUUUUCUGGUAUUUCACCAGCACUAAUUUGAUGAAAUCUUUGCUUGGCUUGCGUGUGCACAUACAUAAAUAUGUAUGUGUGUAUAUAGGUAACCACCAACACACACACCUCACAAGUUUUUGUGCAAACUCCAUUUGUAGAUGAUUGCGCCAAGUCAGCACAUUAGGUACAUAUUUAGUUGAGAGCGCAGCCGGAAUGUAAAAAGCAAAAACAAUUUUAUGAGAUUCGGAAAUGUGCAACGAUUUUAAGUUAACCGGAAAAAUAGAUGCUUAAAAUUGGCAAAAAAAAAUAAAAAAUUGUCCACUGGGAUAAUGUUCCCAGUGAACGUUGAUAAAGACUUUAAACGCUUGCCAGUGCCGAUAAAGACUACUUUGAGACGUCCCAACCGCGUUUUGCGCUAAAUUCACGUCGCGUCUAACGUUUGUGUGCGGUUCGCAUUUUUCGCGCGCGUAUUUUCCAAUUUAUUUAAAUUUACGUCCCAAGCGACUAAGUAGAUUCUACCCCACAAAUCAGUAGGACGAGGAUUUACCGGCUUGCGCGCUUGGACGCCUUUGUGGUGUAGCGAAUUAAUUCAGCGCAAUUAAACGAAUACUUGAAGUGAAAAAAAAACGCCGGCAAAGUAGAGCAGCCACAAUCAAGUGAUCGAACGCGCACCCACACACCCACACACCCAUACAUCCAUACACAGCUGCAGCGCUAACAAAAUGUACGCGCCAGCACGACGGUCGCGCUUCGGCGGUGGCGCAGUCGGCUUUGGCCUGCAGCUGCUUCUCCUACUGGCCGCAAUACAAGAAUCGCUGAGCUCGUACUCGACUACAACUUCCACAACUACUGUGUCGCCUGCGAAUCUUCUGCCCUAUUUCGACUUCGAUGUGCCGCGAAAUUUGACUGUGACCGUAGGGCAAACGGGAUUUUUGCAUUGUCGCGUUGAGCGGUUGGGCGAUAAAGAUGUGUCUUGGAUAAGGAAGCGGGAUUUACACAUACUGACCGCUGGUUCGACGACAUAUACAUCAGAUCAGCGAUUUCAAGUAAUACGCCCGGAAAAUUCGGGUAACUGGACAUUGCAAAUAAAAUAUCCACAACCGCGGGAUUCGGGCAUUUACGAAUGCCAAAUCAAUACAGAACCAAAGAUGUCUCUCUCAUACACUUUCAGUGUAAUUGAGCUUAAAGCCAACAUAAUCGGGCCAUCGGAUCUGUAUGUGAAAAGCGGCAGCGAUAUAAAUCUAACAUGUCGCAUCAUGCAAGGACCGCACGAAUUGGGCAACAUAUUUUGGUACAAAGGCAAUGAAAUUAUUGACAUGUCAGCGAAUCUAAAUGAGAUCGACAGCGGGACGCGCAUUAGUGUCGACAACGACUGGACAGAUGGAUUGACAUCGAGAUUGAAAAUUCGUCGUGCCAUGCCCAGUGAUACCGGAAAUUAUACAUGCGUGCCAACGAUAGCGAAGACAUCCUCGGUUUAUGUGCACGUCAUAAUAGGUGAACAUCCUGCUGCAAUGCAACACAAUUCGAGCAGCAUGUAUAGCGGUAAUUUCUACUGUAGCAUUUGUUGUAUGCUCUUCACCAUUUUCACGUGCUGUUUGCAACAUUUCCUUGCAACAACAACAGCAGCUGCAACGCUACUCACCGUGGCAACAAGAAGUGCCACAACCAAAUGCAGUAAAAGCAACAAUACCAGCAGUGGCUAUAAAGCGCCGCCGACAGCGUCAUUGCGCCAUGCAGCAGAACAAUUGACAGCAGCAACAGCUACAGUGGUUGCCGAAAGCAGGUGCAAUAGAAUAGGAAGUAGCAACAAUAAUUGCAGUCAAAGCCAUAGUUCCAGCCUAAGCGGAAGCCGCAGCCGCAGCCGAAGCCUCAGCUUCAACCUAAGAAGCAUUAGCAUUAGUGGUGCAACCUCAAGAAGUUCGCAUGCAACACGCGCAUUCAGUGAAAUUACGAGAUGAAGAUGAAGCUGUUGUGGCCAAGCAUG